AUGGCGCGAGUCUACGCCGAUGUCAACGCCAAAAUGCCACGGUCAUACUGGGAUUAUGACUCCGUGGCUAUCUCAUGGGGAGUCUUGGAAAAUUACGAGAUCGUGAGAAAGAUUGGGCGAGGAAAAUACUCUGAGGUGUUCGAAGGCAUUAACGUUGCCAACUAUCAGAAAUGCGUCAUCAAGGUGCUCAAGCCGGUCAAGAAGAAGAAGAUCAAGAGAGAAAUCAAGAUCCUACAAAACCUUUCUGGCGGACCCAACAUCAUUGCCCUACUUGACGUCGUGCGCGACAGCCAGAGCAAAACACCCAGCUUGAUCUUCGAAAAUGUCGACAAUACCGAUUUCAGGACACUCUAUCCCCGCUUCGUCGACUACGACGUGCGAUACUACAUCAACGAGUUGCUCAAGGCGCUGGACUUCUGCCACAGCAAGGGUAUCAUGCACCGAGACGUCAAGCCGCACAAUGUCAUGAUUGACCAUGCGAAGAGAAAGUUGCGACUUAUUGACUGGGGGUUGGCGGAAUUCUAUCACCAAGGGACUGAGUACAAUGUCCGGGUGGCAUCGCGAUAUUUCAAGGGCCCUGAACUGCUCGUGGACUUUCAGGAGUACGACUACUCGCUUGACAUGUGGUCUCUUGGUGCCAUGUUCGCGUCCAUGAUCUUUCGCAAGGAGCCUUUCUUCCAUGGAAACAGUAACGCUGAUCAACUGGUCAAGAUAGCCAAGGUACUGGGGACGGACGAGCUUUUUGAGUACCUGGAUAAGUACGACAUCGAACUGGAUGCACAGUACGACGACAUUCUAAGCAGGUUUCCCAAGAAGCCGUGGCAAAGCUUUGUGAAUGCUGAGAACCAGCGUUUUGUGAGCCCGGAAGCCAUCGACUUUCUUGACAAAUUGCUCAGAUACGACCAUCAGGAUCGUCUCACGGCCCAGGAAGCAAUGGCACACCCGUACUUCGCACCAGUGAGGUCCGCUGCGGCACAACAGAGUUCACAGAACCAUGUCUCUUGA
Molecule: messenger RNA, 1005 nt
Organism: Capronia epimyces CBS 606.96
Lineage: Eukaryota; Fungi; Ascomycota; Eurotiomycetes; Chaetothyriales; Herpotrichiellaceae
Product: CMGC/CK2 protein kinase
Exons: 4
Coding region: 1-1005 (334 amino acids)
Biological process (GO): regulation of transcription by RNA polymerase I; protein phosphorylation; DNA damage response
Cellular component (GO): protein kinase CK2 complex; cytosol; nucleus
Molecular function (GO): protein serine/threonine kinase activity; ATP binding
Source: RefSeq, a predicted model, not a curated record